Molecule: messenger RNA, 789 nt
Organism: Cuscuta campestris
Lineage: Eukaryota; Viridiplantae; Streptophyta; Magnoliopsida; Solanales; Convolvulaceae
Source: the annotation of a GenBank genome assembly
AGGCGGGCCACCAGACCUCCGCCGGGUCAUGGGGUACCGGCGACGCCGUGUCCCGUACCCCCCGCGUUCGCGGUGGCGGUACUCACCGUGCCGGACAGGGUGCGUUCGGGAACAUGUGUCGUGGUGGGAGAAUGUUCGCCCCCACCAAGAUCUGGCGCCGCUGGCACCGUAGAAUCCCUGUGAAUCAGAAGAGGUUCGCCACGGCUUCUGCCAUAGCUGCCUCCGCUGUUCCUUCCCUCGUUGCUGCUCGUGGACACCGGAUCGAGACUGUGCCGGAGAUCCCUCUUGUGAUCUCCGAUUCCGCCGAGGGAAUUGAGAAGACAUCCAACGCCAUCAAGAUUCUCAAGGAGAUUGGUGCGUGUGCUGAUGCGGAGAAGGCAAAAGAUAGCCAGGCCAUCCGCGCCGGAAGAGGCAAGUUGCUACAUAUCUCGCAAGGGGCCUUUGAUUGUUUAUGCUACUGAGGGUGCUAAGCUGGAGAGGGCCUUCCGGAACAUUCCCGGGAUAGAUAUCUGUCAUGUUAGCCGUCUGAACAUUCUUAGGCUUGCUCCUGGUGGCCAUCUUGGACGCUUUAUAAUCUGGACGAAGUCUGCAUUUGAAAAACUGGAUGAGAUUUAUGGGUCUUUUGAUAAGCCUUCUCUGGUGAAGAAGGGUUAUGUCUUGCCAAGGCCAAAGAUGGCCAAUGCCGAUCUUGCUAGGAUCAUCAAUUCUGAUGAGGUGCAGACCUGCCAAGAAGGGAGUGAAGAGAGCUGUUCGCAAGAACUUUUCAUGCACCCCGAAAGUGAUUAGGGG